Molecule: messenger RNA, 366 nt
Organism: Paramecium tetraurelia
Lineage: Eukaryota; Ciliophora; Oligohymenophorea; Peniculida; Parameciidae
Exons: 3
Source: RefSeq, a predicted model, not a curated record
AUGCAUUCUAAUCAAUUUGAUGAAGAUGGCGAUCCUUAAGAAUAAUUUCUUGAAGCAUUUAAAGAAUUGCUUGAAAUUUAGAAUUAGAGAAUGCAAAAUGGAAAUGACUUAAUAAAUUAAUAUUGUCCUCAAUUACUCUACCCACUCAUUAUUCCCACUUAAAUACCUAACACCUUUAUUAUAAACAUGGGUCCAUAUUAUCCUCAUAUAUAAUAACCUUAAUUACAUCCAUAGAUGACUCAAUAAUAAAGAACACCACAAUAACCUUAACAAAAUCUGUUCUAAAAUCGUUAAAAUAUCAAAGAAGAAGAGCAAGAUGAUAUCAAAUAAUCCAAAGGGAAUUGGCUGCAAUAAAAAAAAUAAUGA